AAGCCCGUUCAGUAGCCAUCUGAGAAGUCUUUUAGUUGCGCGCCCGUUUGCCGGGAUUUGUGUUAAGAACAUGGGAGACAGUGACGACGAGUACGACCGGCGGCGGGGGAGGGACAAGUUUCGGAGAGAACGGAGCGACUACCAGGAACGUCGUGAUGAUCGCAGCCGCGGACGGGACGAUUGGCCAGAACGCCGCCGUGAUUAUCGGGACUAUGAUGUUCGGAGGAGCCGAAGUGACCGUUAUAGUCCUGCAAGACACGAUAUGAGUCCCCCUGUGAAGCGGAUGCGGCGAGACUGGGAUGACCGAGGUGGUUACGGUGGCUUUGACGGUGGCGGCUUUCCGGGGGGUGGCCACCACCCGGGUGCAGGCGGCCCCUGGGGUGGCCCCCCACAGGACAUGGGUGGCAUGGUGCACAUGGGUGGGCAACACGGUGGAUAUGGACACGGAAUGGGCCAAGCUGGGGGUCCACAAAGGGAACCCGAACCAGGCCUCACACAGCCGCCCAUGAUGACGUUCAAGCAAUUCCUGGGCUCUCAGGAUGACAGCAUUGAUGACCAGGAAGCAGUGCGCAAGUACAAUGAGUACAAGAUGGACUUCAGACGUCAGCAGCUUAACGAGUUCUUUGUCAAUCACAAGGAGGAGGAGUGGUUCAAGUCGAAGUACCAUCCAGAAGAGUGUGGCAAGCGCAAGACGGAGCAGAUGAAUGCCCUGAAGCGCCGCCUGGAUGCCUUCCUCAAGCUUCAUGAAGGUGGAUGGGUGGACGCCAUCAGCAUAGACGUGGAAAAGUCCGAUCGCAUCGUCAGGUUUCUCGAUGCAGUGGUGAUCUUGCUAGAAGGUGGCACUGAGUAUGACCUGAAGGCAUUGGAUGAGCCCGCUCAGGAGGACAAGCCUUCCGAAGGGGCUUCAUUCUCCAAUGCAAGGGGUGUAAAGGAAGCUAGUGAUAAGCCUGAGGUCAAGGAAGGCUCAUGUCAGGGCGGUGACGUACCAUCUUCACCGACUCGCUCGGAUGUGACCGCUGAUGAGGACAAGCGACACAAGAGGGCUGAUGAUGAAGAGGACGACGAGGAUGCCAAGUCAGACUCUAAGCAGUCUAGUGGUGGCCGCAAACGCAGCUACAGCUCAAGCAGCCAAAGCAGUUCCAGCUCAGAUUCUGACUCUGUUGAUAGCGACAGGGAUGCCUCUGACGAUCAGGACUCUGGUGUUCCGGGUGAGGAGAGUGGUGGGGAAAGCAAGAAGUCCUCGAGGAAGAGCAAGAAGAAGUCCAAGAGGCUCAACAGUUCUCCUGGGGCAAAAAAGACCAGCAAGGCCAAGGAAGAAAGGUCUGAGGAUGGCAACGAGGAAGGCAGCAGCACGAAGGGGGACGCAGAGGAGGACGACGAGGACGGAGGCCCUGAUUCGGUGGCUGACAGCAAGUGUAAAGGGGAGGAAGAAGAGGAUGAGCCCAAGGCCGCGGCUGGUGAGCAGGCCACUAAGAAUGAGUCUGGCCAGGGGGACGGGUCUAAGGCUGCCGGCACCGAAGAGAAGAACCGGCCACGGCCCCUUCACCGGACUUGCUCCAUCUUUCUGCGCAACCUGGCACCUACCAUCACCAAAAUGGAAGUGGAGGCGAUGUGCAAGCGUUACCCUGGCUUCUUACGGGUGGCCAUCGCGGACCCCCAGCCGGAUCGCCGGUUCUUCCGUCGGGGCUGGGUGACGUUUGAGCGCACCGUCAACAUUAAGGAAAUCUGCUGGAACCUCAACAACAUAAGGUUACGAGACUGUGAAUUGGGUGCCAUUGUGAACCGGGACCUGAGUCGGCGUAUCCGGUCAGUGAAUGGCAUUGCCUCUCACAAGCAAGUGAUCCGCUCUGACAUCAAGCUGGCCGCUCGUAUUGUGCACAACCUAGACAACCAGAAAAGUCUCUGGACCGAGACUGAACCUGGUGCAGAGUCUGCUGGUAACGUUGUGGCGGACCAGCUACCUGCUGUUGAGGGUUUCGGUGUGUCUUCCAAGAAUCCUUUGUUGAAGAACAUCACCGAUUACCUGAUUGAGGAGGCCUCAGCAGAGGAGGAGGAACUUCUGGGAGGCUCUGCAGAUAGGGAGGAAAAUGCCGACGCCGAAGACCCCUCGGCCGCUGGUGGCAUUAACAGUGAGAAGGACGAGACGCUAAUAAAGGUGCUGGACCGUCUUCUGGUGUACCUGCGAGUUGUGCAUUCGGUGGACUACUACAACCACAGCGAGUACGCCAGUGAGGAUGAGAUGCCUAACAGGUGCGGCAUCAUGCACGCUCGAGGGUCACCACCUUCGGGCAAGGUCACCUCACAGGAAGUGGCCGAAUACAUAAACCAUUUUGAGAGCAAGAUUUCACCCUUCCUCCAGCCAUCAACCAAACUCAGUGUGGAGGAAGCCAACAAGCUCGGCAAGAAAGACCCGGAUGCCGAGGUAGAAAAAUUUGUUGCAGCCAACACGCAAGAGCUCUCCAAAGACAAGUGGCUCUGCCCACUGUCGGGCAAGAAGUUCAAGGGACCCGAAUUUGUUCGCAAGCACAUCUUCAACAAGCAUUCUGAGAAAGUGGAAGAAGUGCGCAAAGAGGUGGAGUACUUCAACAACUACCUCUUGGACCCCAAGCGGCCUCAAUUGCCGGAGCACCCGGCUAACCGGGGAGGCCCCGGGGGUGGUCGUGUUCCUGGAGGAGUUGGGCACGAGGGUCCCGGUAUGAUGGGCCCCUUCCACGGAAUGUUCCCACCACCCCCCGCUUUUGGCUUUCCGAGAGGUCAUCCCGGUGCCGGGUUCCCCGGAUUUGGUGGCCGCAAUUUCCCAGAUAUGUAUAGGGCUGGAUUCAAAAGGAACAACUACGGACGAGGUCUACGUGGAGAACCGAGAGCACUCAUCACCUACAGAGACCUUGAUGCUCCCAAUGACAUGGAGUACCUCUAACGUAUAUUCUGCUUUUUUCCAAUUGGCUGGAAGUCAAGAGAUAGAGCACUCAAUUAAGUGCAGUCAGCCUGUUAUUGUGAAAGAGUUAACCAGUUCAAGUACUGUUGAACAUUAAUGCCUGGAACACAAUUCCUGAGAUUGGUGAUAGCACACGUCAUAAAAGCCAUGUGGUCAUUGUUAACUUGUGGAAGUCACUAAGGCAUUAAUAUUUUAUUUUCUGCCGUCUGUUGGUUUAUGUAGCAUUGACAUACUGCAGGUAGCACGUUGCAAAAUCAGUAAAUAUGCAAGGGACAAGCUGUGUGGUUUUGAAACGUGAAGUAUGUAACGUUUCACAUUGUAGUUUUGUUGGUGUUGCCUAGUUGUGCUCCAGCCUUUUGUGUUCUAUGUGUUAGUCGUUUGCCCCCUUUGAUGCCAAAGAAUUCAACUCUUCCAUACAAAUGACAACGUAAACAUAAUUUAUUCAACAUAUCACCUUUUUGUUGUUUUCUCACACAAAGCCAUUGUCAUUUGCACAUUAGGAGUGGACUGUCCCAUUUCAGUAACAUACAUCAAACGCACACACACUUUGACACGUUGUGGGCCCUGAGGUGCAUUGUACACGGGUAGAAGUACUGUCUGCAUUACCAAAAUGCUGCCUUGAAUGCCACUUUGAAUGUUGUAUAUUUUUCUUUUUAGCUGCAGGCAUUACAUGCACAAAAACAAAUUGUUGCUUGUUCUUUGUUGGCGCAUUAAGUCUGUUUUGUAUCUAUGUACGGUUGAGAAAUUUGAAUAAACACGGUGCGAGGGGAGCACAUUAAAAGUA
Molecule: messenger RNA, 3719 nt
Organism: Rhipicephalus microplus (southern cattle tick)
Lineage: Eukaryota; Metazoa; Arthropoda; Arachnida; Ixodida; Ixodidae
Gene: Ars2
Product: arsenic resistance protein 2
Biological process (GO): primary miRNA processing; mRNA processing
Cellular component (GO): nuclear body
Molecular function (GO): nucleic acid binding
Source: RefSeq, a predicted model, not a curated record